Messenger RNA from Sorex araneus (European shrew), 3177 nucleotides. It is a transcript of the gene BRAT1, whose product is annotated as BRCA1 associated ATM activator 1. NCBI's taxonomy places the organism in Eukaryota, Metazoa, Chordata, Mammalia, Eulipotyphla, Soricidae. The transcript is spliced from 13 exons. The coding region runs from base 692 to 3121 and encodes 809 amino acids. Gene Ontology annotation, cellular component: nucleus. The record is from RefSeq and is a predicted model, not a curated record. Gene Ontology annotation, biological process: positive regulation of protein phosphorylation; DNA damage response; cell population proliferation. Gene Ontology annotation, molecular function: protein binding.
GGUCCUGGGCUCUGUGGCCGCGGCCGCGGCUGCGGCUCAGCAGCGGUGGGGGCGGGCGCGGGGCUGCAGGCCUUCUGGCCUCCUGGGAAUGCCGGGCACCCCCCUCGGGCCCCCAGCGGCGCGCCUUCCGGGAGAGGGACAGCUGGAGCCGCAGGGUCGCGCCCGCCCCGAGCCUGCGGACUCUGGCGGCCCCCGGGAGCGGGCGCGGGGCCGGCACUUGUGGCCGGGACGACUGGCCCUUCCUCGCGCACGUGACGCAGCGCCCACCGGGAGCCCCCAGCGACCCCGAUGCCUUAGGGCCGCCCCGACGCCUUAAGGCCGCCCCCGACGCGUUAGGACCACCCCGGACGCCUUGGGGCCACCCCCGACGCCUUAGGGCCAUCUCUAUGCCUUAGGGCCACCCCAACGCCUUGGGACCACCUCGCGAGCCUUCGCGGACCAUCCCGGACGCCUUCGGGCCACCCAACACCUUAGGACUACCCUGGACGCCUUUGGGCCACCCCCUACGCCUUAGGACCAUCCCGACGCCUUAGGACCAUCCUGAUGCCUUAGGACCAUCCCGAAGCCUUAGGGCCACCCUGACUCCUUAGGGCCAUCCCCGUCCCUGGGCCCGGCGGCCCGCUUAGGUGGCAGGGUCUCGUGGCGCUGGCCGGGCGGGGGUCUGACGGUGCCUUUGCAGGAAGCCCGCACCAUGGAUCCGGAGUGCUCCCGGCUGCUCCCGGCCCUCUGCGCCCUGCUGGCGGAUCCUCGGCAGCCCGUGGCCGACGACACCUGUCUGGAAAAGCUGCUGGACUGGUUUAAGGCCGUAACAGAGAAGGCAGGGUCCAGUGUCCUGUUGCUGCAGGACCAUCCCUGCCUGCUGGACCUGUUGCUGCAUGUGACGCACGACCCAGGCCUCAGCGACAGGGUCAUGUCCUUCGCGCUGCGCCUCGCGGGGCUCCUGGCUGCCGAAGAGAGCAGCUUCCAGUGUCUGCAGCAGGGGGACCUCCUGCUCCAGCUCUUUGGGGAGGGGGGUGCCCCCUCUCAGGCCGGCUGGGCUGCCCCCAGCGUGCGCAGUGGCUGGGUCCAGGGACUGCGCUCCCUCGCACGGCACCCCUGCGCCCUGGACUUCCUGGACGUCCUUGGUGCUGUUGAUACUGUCUUCUCCCUGCAGGGAGACCCCAGCCUGUUUGUGGCCUCGGCCGCUGACCAGCUCCUCGCCCAGCUCCUGGCGCUGUCUCUGCAGGGCUCACAGUCCGCUGCGUGGCCGCCCCGUGCCCUGCGGAUCGUGACCCACCUGGAGGAGUCCCUGCGCUCCUCAGCCACCCAGCAGGUCACACAGGCCUUGCACGUGCUGACCACCGUGUUUGGCCACAGCCACGAGCCCUGGAUACAGGCCCUGUGGGCACAGCUGAGUCCCCUCGUCACCAGUCUGCUUGAGGAGGACCCCAUCCCAGCCGCUCAUGCACUCGUGGACCUGCUCCUCAGCGUGGCCCGCUCCCUCGACUGCGGUUCCGAUGUUGGCCUGUGGGAGGUGAUGGCGCAGACUCUGAACUGCCUGAGCCCCACACACGCAGGGCCUCUGGCCUUGGGGGUCUUGAAACUGCAGGAAUGCCCACAGGCUCUGAGGGUGCAGGCCUUCAGCAUCCUCCUCCGACCCCUGGCCUGUGUUCUGGAAGCUGCAGUGGACAGCACUGGACUCGAGGGCUUGCCGGCGGGGACGGCAGGGGACUCGGCGACAGUGGCCACUCUCCUGUCCUCCAAGGCGGCCUGUGCAGGGCUGCUGUGCCGGACGCUGGCCCAUGUGGAGUUGCUGCAGCCCCUGCUCCAGCGCCCUGAGCCCUGGCCACAGGCCCCUCUGCUGGCCGCCACCCUGACGGUUCUGCGCCUCUGUGAUGGUUCGGCUGAGCCCCUGUCUGACGUGAAAGGCCGGCUCGGUGCCCUGCUGGUGGGCUGCGUGCGGGUGCAGCGGGUGGCCCUGGACUUCCUGGCCACACUGGCUCCGGGCACAGGCCCCCCGGAGCUGGUGGCACGGGUGUUCGCCGUGCUCCUGGAGUACCUGCAGAGCCCGGACUGCAGCCCCACGGUUCUGAAGAAGACCUUCCAGGCUGCGCUGGGCUGGCUGGUGGGCGCCCCCGAGACGGCCAGCUGCCAUGACCUGGACCCUUCCGCUCAGCUCUUCCUUGGAGGGCUGCUCCGGGCGCUGCAGAAACGCCUGCUCAGCCCGAGCUGGGAGGUGCGAGACUCUGGCCUGGAGUUUCUGAGCCAGGCCGCCCGGCGCCUGGGAGGACAGGCCAGCUUCACACAGGCGCUCCUGACCUCAGAGACCCCUGCGCUCGCCCACCAGCUCCUGCAAGACCCCGAGAGCUAUGUCCGAGCCAGUGCAGUGACAGCCCUGGGGCAGCUGUCCAGCUGGGGGCUCCAUGGCGCCCCGGGGGGCCAGCAGGGCCUGCUGGAGGAGCUACUGCACAUUCUCGCUACUGACUCUGACAGCUUCCCGCGCCGGGCGGCCAUGCAGGUGCUCACGCAGUGGGCGCGGGACAGCCGUGCCUCCGGGGCUGCCCACCCUGAGCCCCUGGUGGCCAGAGCGCUGCAGGCGGCUGGCCGGGAUGUGGACUGGGAGGUGCGGGCGCAGGGCCUGGAGCUGGCACAGGUGCUCGUGGCUCAGACCUUGGGCGUGCCCAGCCCUCCUCCCUGCCCCUAUGCCCCGGCCCUGCCAGUGGCCGCCCCGCGGCCGCCCCCCGCCCAGGAGGCCCUGGAGGCCCUCUGCCGCAUGCAUAUCUUCCACUUCGCCUUUCGUGCCUUGUUGGACUGCGACCGGCCUGUCGCCCGCAAGUCCUGCGCCCUCCUCCUCUUCCUGAAGGCCCGCACCGCCCCCCUGGCCCCGGAGGCUGCAGACGGCCCUGAGCCCACUGCCCUGGAGGCCACUCUGCAGGGAUGGCAGGCGGGUGAGCAGGACCUGCUGCAGGGGGACCUGGAGCCCAAGGCGGCACUGGCUGCGCUGUGGGCGCUGGACCUGGACGGGCUGCAGGACACGCUGGCCGCAAGCAGCGACCACACGGAGAGGAGCGCUCGGUCCCUGCUGCAGGACAUGCUGGCCUCCGCAGGCACGUGGGGGGAGAAUGAGGCUGACUGCUACUGACUGCCCCCCCCACCCCUCUCCCGUUUCCCUCAAAUGUACACGGAGCUUUGACGUGC